GACAAGAUCUUGUGUACAGAAAUAUAUCGAACUGAUAGUAUUUAUUUUAAUGGAGGUUUGACGCUCUUUAACACAGUUUGUUUAUAAACCAUGUCCUGUUAAAUGGGUACAAAGACAAACGGUCACGCGUGACUCCACACUCGGAAAGCGAGCAUUGGGAAAUCGUAGCCAUUUUAGAUCUUUGGCAGCCAAGAACACCUUCCCGGAUUGUUAGCAAAUUAUCUGGUGGACGAUGAAGGUUACUUUCCGGGGUGUCAUUAUCUGGCUCGCCGCCAUAGGCUUCAUGGCGCUCGUCUGGAAUAUGAGCUACGGCCAAGGCGAUAUAAAUACUCCGCAAAGAUCAGACUCUAACUACCCUGUACACGAAUUCCAUAUACCGACGGUAAAGUAUGACCCAUACAAAACGUCAACUCCAAAAGUAUCAUAUAACAUCAAAGAUCACAUACGCGAUCCACAUCCAAUCAGAAAGGUGGAUAAUAUAGACAAAAUGUAUUCACAAGCAAAGCAGGAUCAAGUUGUGUACGAUAUUUUAAAAAAGGAUGGUGGAUUUUUUGUGGAGAUUGGUGCGUUUGACGGACAAUUCCUUUCCAAUACGUUGUGGUUAGAACGUAAGCACAACUGGACGGGACUUCUUAUCGAGGCUAAUCCGGAUCUCUGUCAGAGAAUAGAUAAAGUUCAGCGCCAUGCUUGGAGAAUGUGCGCGUGCCUUUCUAGUGCAACAAAUCAAGUAACCUUUAUAAAGGGAGAAGCGGUCGGUAGUGCGAAAGAAUUCGUUAAUGAACAUCAUGCAAAGCUUUUAAACAAAAGUAAAACAGUGACAGUUCCAUGUUUUAGUUUGGAAGAAGCUUUAAAUCACGUUAAACGAAAACACAUUGACUUUUUUUCGUUGGAUGUAGAGGGCGCAGAAAAAAUGGUAUUGCAGUCACUCCGAAAAGGGCUUGAAUCUCAAUUAUUCACUGUUGAUGUUUGGUCAAUUGAGUAUAAAGUUUAUGAUGGAAGUAGAAAUGUAAUUGAAGAAUCUAGAAAAAAUCUUCAGUUUUUGAGAGCCUACUUUCAGACCCUCGGUGGAUACUUCGAACACUCUCAGUUGGAACCUCUCGUUCCUUCCCCGCAGGAUGGCACUGCAUUAGAUGUGGUGUUUGUUCGUAAAGAUGCCUGGUGUAAGUCUCAUGUCAGUCUACCAGACGGAACCACUUGUCCUGGUAAAACCGUUGAAAUAAAAAACUACAUAAAGGAACCCUCUCCUUAUAAGAUAAGAAGCAAUGUGGACAAAAGAUACUCACAGGCGGGCCAGGAUAAAGUUGUGUAUGACAUUCUUAACAAGGAAGGAGGCUUUUACCUGGAAAUCGGCGCCUAUGAUGGAGAGGGUCUGUCUAACACAGUGUGGCUAGAGCGAAAGCACAACUGGACAGGUCUGCUUAUCGAAGCUAAUCCGGAUCUCUGUAAACGAAUAGAUAAAGUUGAACGCCGAGCUUGGAGACUCUGUGCUUGUCUUGCAAGUUCAACCAAGAACGUUACAUUUAUCAAAGGCGAAGCUAUUGGUGCUGUGCAGGAAGAGGUUGAUAAACAUCAUGUCAAAUGGAUAAAGGGAAAAAACCUUGUACCUAUUCCAUGCUUCAGAUUAGAAGAUGUUCUUAAAUAUAUAAAAGUCAAUCAUAUUGAUUAUUUUUCACUAGAUGUUGAGGGCGCAGAAAAAAGCAUCUUGCUAGCCCUACAAGACAGUCUGAAAAAGAAAGUAUUUACUGUUGACUUGUGGACGAUAGAAUAUAAAGUUUACGAUGGACAAAGAAAUGUCAUAGAAGAAUCUGUGAAAAAUUUGAAAUUUUUACGUGAGUAUUUUCAGGAUGUCGGUGGAUACACCGAACACUCCCAGUUAGAACCUCUCGUACCAUCUCCUAAAGAUGGGACUGCAUUAGAUGUUGUGUUUGUUCGUAAUGAAGUUUGGUGUAAGUCUCAUGAAAAACUGCCAAAUGGAAAAGACUGUUCAGGGAAAUCAACACCAACUAAGUCUUUCAGUCUUACAAACUACAUAAAGGAACCCUCUCCGUAUAAGAAAAGAGAAAAUGUGGACAAAAGAUACUCACAGGCGGGCCAGGAUAAAGUUGUGUAUGACAUUCUUAACAAGGAAGGAGGAUUUUACCUGGAAAUUGGCGCUUAUGAUGGAGAGGGUCUGUCCAACACAGUGUGGCUAGAGCGAAAACACAACUGGACAGGUCUGCUUAUCGAAGCUAAUCCGGAUCUCUGUAAACGAAUAGAUAAGUUUGAACGUCGUGCUUGGAGACUCUGCGCAUGCCUUGCGAGUUCAACGAAGAACGUUACAUUUAUCAAAGGCGAAGCUAUUGGUGCUGUGCAGGAAGAGGUUGACAAACAUCAUGUUAAAUGGAUAAAGGGAAGAAAUCUUGUACCCAUACCAUGCUUUAGGUUGGAAGAAAUUUUAACCCAUAUAAAAGUCAACCAUAUUGAUUAUUUUUCACUAGAUGUUGAGGGCGCAGAAAAAAGCAUCUUGUUAGCCCUACAAGACAGUCUGAAAAAGAAAGUAUUUACUGUUGAUGUAUGGACUAUUGAAUAUAAAGUUUACGAUGGACAUAGAAAUGUUAUAGAAGAAUCUGUGAAAAACUUGAAAUUUUUACGUGAGUAUUUUCAGAAUCUUGGUGGUUACACCGAACACUCCCAGUUAGAACCUCUCGUACCAUCUCCUAAAGACGGGACUGCAUUAGAUGUUGUGUUUGUUCGUAAUGAAGUUUGGUGUAAGUCUCAUGACAAAUUACCGAACAACGCACCCUGUAUAAAAUAAAAACAUUUUGUACUAGUUUUACUCUCUCUGAAUUUUGACUAUUUAUACCCGCACUUUCUAAAGAAAGUUCGGGUAUAUUGUUGUUACUCAUGUCCGUCUGUCCGUCCGUCCGUCUGUCACACUUCCCUGUACUU
Molecule: messenger RNA, 2928 nt
Organism: Saccostrea cuccullata (small rock oyster)
Lineage: Eukaryota; Metazoa; Mollusca; Bivalvia; Ostreida; Ostreidae
Exons: 2
Coding region: 233-2794 (853 amino acids)
Source: RefSeq, a predicted model, not a curated record